Molecule: messenger RNA, 8187 nt
Organism: Trypanosoma brucei brucei TREU927
Lineage: Eukaryota; Euglenozoa; Kinetoplastea; Trypanosomatida; Trypanosomatidae
Gene: Tb927.6.620
Exons: 1
Coding region: 1-8187 (2728 amino acids)
Source: RefSeq, a predicted model, not a curated record
AUGGCAACGGAAGAGCCGGUUAGUGACACAAAAAAGUCCAAUGGGGUUACUCCGCGCAAACAAAUUAGCCAUACCGUACAGACUCUCACUUCCAAUUCAUCAGAAGGAUCUAUUCAUGUUCAUCCAACUCAGGGAUACUAUGCGAAUUUCGACGUGGAUACUGUAUAUGUCAUUCCCUUCACAGUGCGGAAUCUGUCGCGCGAAAUAUGUGCACUUCGCUUCACCCAUCCAAACAAUCAAACCGUAUUUCGUAUUAAAACCGACUCUGUACGGCUUGCACCCGGGCUCACACAUGUGAUCGAGGCUGAGUUCUUUACGCAUACAUCACAGGAUUAUGAAGAUAGCUUUGUUGUGUUUACUGAUAAAGAAUCCAUCACAAUUCCACUUGUCGCGAAGUGUUUCCCCGAUGUGGAGUUUCCCCUUACAUUGGACUUCGGUACUGUGGAGCGUAACACACGCGGAAUAGUUCAAUCACUGGCCAUUCGCAACCCCGGUCGCCGUGUGGCGCGUGUACAUAUUGUUCCUGAAGGUGAGUCUGCAGCUUCUGCCCUCCGGGUCCGGACGGCGAACUGCGAUGUUGGGCCCUUCAGCGAAGGAAAUGUAAUGGUUGAGUUACUGAGCCCGUUAGUCGGCCGCCACAAGUUUCCUCUCACUGUAACUGUCGACGGUGAGGCUAAGACCCGUACGGUAACGGUAACAGUGGAGGUUAUAGACUGUAGGGGAACAUUACUGAAUGCGAACACAGGCGAAGAGUUGCACUCACUGAUGUUCCCCAAGACAUAUGUCGGUGCAAAGCGAACGAUGGAACUUAUUGUGAGAAAUGAUAGUAGGCAGUCUGUGAGCUUUGCUUUCCAGCUAUUGAGCGAUGGGAACACGGAGGAUAUCCCGCCGUUUAGCUUCGUCCCGCAACAAGGAAGACUGGGGCCGCGGGAAAAGAAACACGUAACCGCCAUAUUUGCCCCAAUGAGGUCAAAGGAGAAAGCAACGGGUUGGACGUGUCGUCGAGACCAACAAACUGCUGUAAAUGAAACAUUUGAGUGGUUGUACUCACUACUAUUCGUGGAAACGGAACACACUCACACAUUGCGCGCUACUGGAACGUCCACGACAACUGUGGCAUGGCUAUCGCAAACCGUUGUCGACUUCGGAGAAUGUGCAAUGAAUGACUACCGGGACUUCGUGUUGCAAGUUCACAAUGGUCACAAGGACGCUCCGCUGUACUUUAAAUUCCCUCGGAUUGCUCACUUUCAUAUUUCUCCUGACGAAGGCAACGUGAGUGCUGCGAAGAGCGUCCCUGUUCGGUUGACGUUCCAUCCACGGCGUCUUGGCAACUUUAGUGAGCGCUUCAACGUGGUAUUCAACAACACGGAGACCACUCCGCUGACGGUGGUGGGUGUCGCAACCAAAAUUGUACCGCAGCAAAAGCGUAUCGGUGGCAUUGACAAACUUCCUCAGGACUUUGAACGUACCAUGAAGGCCAUUGAGCCUGUAGCGGAACCGUAUGUCGCCGCUGCGCCGCCUGAAACGUACGCCAAUCUGGACGAUGUGGACCUUGGCAUGGUUCCUGCUGAGGGAUUGCGCCCGAUAGAGCCAGAACUCGUGGCUCCUAUUGGAAGGUCGCGUUCGGCGGGCGAGAUGGGUGGACUGGGUGCAGGGGAUCAUCUCCCACUUGUAACGCUAGACGUGAAGACACUUAUACGGAAAGUUUAUAAGGAAGCGCCAAGCAACGCGGCAGAGCGUCGCGACUGCAAGCGGGAGCUUCAGCCCAUGGAACUGUUGCGCAUUGUUGCACCAGUCAAGGUCCUGGAAUUCCAUCGAGUAACGGUCGGCUCCACCGCCACAAAACCGUUCUUUUUGUACAACGCCACCAGCGCCGCGGUGCUAGCCACGAUGCCAACCGAUGAAGAGCAUUUGUCAUUCUCACCACAGGCACAAGUGAUCCCCCCCGGUCGCUCUGCAGUUUUUGAUGUAACGUUCCGUAGUCAAGUGGUUCAGGUACUUCAGCAGGUGAUGCAAAUAACGAUCAAUGGUAGGCACCUGCUCCGCUUUACAAUGCAAGCUGAUUCUGUUCCUGUUGAGGUUUCGCUUUCGCGCGAGGAGAUGGUUCUCCACUUCUCAAACUUUAGCGAGGAGCCUGUGGCCCGCUCUACAGUCGUACUUUCCAAUAAUGGUAACAGCGAAGCUGUGUACUCGUGGGCCCUGCAGUUGAAUAAUGCGGGCACCGGCAGCGGGAAAGGUAGUGGUAGCGGUCCAUUUGCCAUCGAACCUAUGAGCGGCACGAUUCCACCAAUGAGCAAAGUAACGGCUUAUGUGUCUUUCAGUCCUCCAUACGGCAUUAUCACCGCCAGCGCGUGCGCGAGGCUGCAGGUGGAGCGUUCCGACGGAGUGAAGACACUUAACAUCACAGGUGCCGUCCCAGUCACUUCUUGUGCAUGGGGAAAAUGCACAACUGCCGGUGGUACACCAGUGGUCUCCCCACAGGGGAAGAAAGAUUGGAACAAGCAUCAUUCCGCAACAGAGGCCCUCAUUGAGCUGCAAAAAGUCCCUGCGGGGAGGGGAACACGUGCGAGCAUCACACUACACAAUAAAGGGAAGAACGUCGCCUUCUUUACCUUUGACGGUGUACCAAGCUGGUUGACUGUCUCCCCGGAGAGUGGCCGUGUUGGGCCCCGCGAGUCAGAGGAAAUCUCGCUCUUGGUGUAUCAUGAAAAACCUGAGGCCCUACGUACCGUGAUGAACUGCUGCGUGCGUGGAAUAAAGAAGCCACUGAAGUUGACAGUUUCUGUGGAUGUUUGUGCCGCACUUUUAGAAGUCAUUACGCCACACCGGCAAAAUACAGAGGCCAUCCUCGACUUUGGUAUGGUGUACAUCGGCACUGAAAAGGCCCUCCCGGUACGUUUCAAAAACACAAGCGAUGUUGACGGUGUUAUCCUCGUUGACUUGCGACAACAUAUGGAGUUUGCAGUUGAGUGCGCUGCCGAUGUGGACAGUGCGGCAAUCCACGACGCCACCGUUACAAACAACAAUUCAACAGAUCCCCCGACAAUGUUGCAGUGGUGUGGGCCAGGUGAGCGAGAGCCCGGCAUGGCCUCUAUAAUCAUUCCACCUUGCAGCGAAUUAGGUGUUUUGUUCGUCUACCGGCCCGUAUCAACCGCAGAGGAUGGUGGGCGUUUCUUUGUGUCGUGGAGGCAUGUGGGCACAGAUAUUAAAAACCCACUGGUGCCGUUGGUGAUCAUUGCGCAGGCGUUGCAAUCAAGGGUGGCCGUCACUCCCCGCUUUUUGAAAUUCCCUUGUACUGUGGUGGACAGUCCCUCCGUUCCUGCAACAGUGACAAUUAAGAACACGUCGAGUGUGAGUGUCCACUGGAGGCUGCAACCGAUACGGAACAAUGAAGACUCUCCCACAGCUGAGGGCCGAACCCCACUGAGCCCCGUCAGCAGCAGAGUUAGCUCAUUUGUCAUGAGUAUCAGCGGUGGCGUGCUGGCACCGCAUGCGAGCGAGCAGGUGAGCGUAACUUUCGUACCCGAUGGUGUGGGUAACUGGCGCGAGCUCUACGGUAUUUAUGUGGAUGGUGAUUUACUUCGGCAUUGUGCAGAUUUAUCAAUGAGUGGUUUUGCAGCGUUGCCCCGUCUCCUGUGCGACGUGGAGGAGCUUGCUUUUCCACCCAUCCCCCUGAACAUAACCGUUCGGAGGCGUAUUAUCAUUACGAAUGAUGGUUUCGAUCACAUCAAUUUGUCGUACCACACAAUAGACUCCGGGCCGCUCACCAUCACGUUCCCCAACGGUACUUCCACCGGGCUGAUGGGACGCAUCCCCGUAGAGAUUGAGUUCUGUAGUCAGUGGCCGGUUUCUGCCGUGUCGUCCAUCAAGUUCUCGUCAAACAAGGGGGAGACGUUGACCCUGCCCUUCAGGGGAGCCGCCAUAAACUCUUUCCUCACCAAUGCCCCAUACGUUAUUCAGAAUGCCAAUAUUUCAAAGAUUGCAUCAUCUCGUGGUGAUGAAGAGUGGAAGGAGCCGUUAAUUUACCGAGAGAUAGACAGCUGGCAGCUUGCUGCUGACGGCGGCGGCCACAAGGUGCGCAAAGUUGGCGGGGAGACACAGUAUGUGAGGUCUAAUUCAGUGAAGCCCAUUCCACCACGGUACCUGGAGCCCAUCGCACCUGAAUUUUACGUUCGUUGUGAGGAAAGUCUGCGGUUGUGGCUGAAUUAUAACGUGUUCCUUGAGCCCGUCGCGAACCUCGUCACUGCGUUACAGCUAUCCGAUGGACGACUACUUCUGGAUGCAGCGCGUCGAAUGGGCGUAAAGAAGCAAUCUCGGGCUCCAGAUUCAUCCGAAAGCACGACUAGCAGAACACUUGUUACACUCGAGUCGUUAAUGUCGCUCCUCAAGCUUAACGGUGGGUGCCUAAGUGAAGUACAGAUAAUCUACCUGAUGACAUAUGAGGCAUAUUGUCGCCACCAAAAAGAGGUAAAUGCGGAGGCUAUUCCCUUAGCGAACUUCACGGAGCGGUCUACACACUGCUGGACGGUGGUCGUGCUGCAAUUCAUUCGGGUUGUUUACUUUGCCAAACUGCGGAUAGACAGCAUGCUGGCUCAAUACCCCUCGCUUGGUAAGUAUAUGCCAGUAGAGGAGUUGCAGGCGGGGUCUUUGUCCACGGCUAUUUACGGUAGCAACGUAUUUAGCGGUAUGGAAAACAUCUUACUUUACUGGGCAACGUACAACCUACGCCAGUGCAUCAAAAAGGGUAUGCUAAAGGACACCCGGGCUCCUAUCCGGCGGUUUGAAGACCUGAGGGAUUGUGUCGCGGUAGCCGCGUGUAUAUUUGUCUUUGUACCCUCUGCAGCGGCGUACGUGUCAGCUGAUAGGUUUGUUCCAGAGACCGUGACACAAAGUGACCUAGAGAACAAUAUCAGUCUGCUAACCAAUGCACUGGUGUACGUGGGGUUCCCGUCAUCCUUUAGCAGCGUUGAGCAGAUACUGCAGUAUGGCCCGCUGGAUUGGUUGUUGCUGCUCUCAACACUCUUUCACUACCUUCCGCGCUUCAUUCCCACGGGAACAAUCGUGUUGAAGGGGAAACUCCUUUCACCUGCCACUCACACUAUUGAAGUGAAGAACACUUCAAACACGGUCCGUGUAUACACCGUGGAAAUGAGCAACUGUUCUUUCCGUGCGGUUCCGAGGGAGUUCACCGUGGACCCAGGGGGGACCUUCCAAUUACAGCUGGAGGUGACUCUUCGCUUUAACCGACGACUGGAAGGGGAAUGCGUACUUGUUGACAGUGCCCAGAACCUGGUGAAGGAACGGAUGCCGUUAGUAUUUCAUCUCGUCGCCCUGCCAAGUGAGGAGCCUCUGCGUACAGUCCACCUGCAGGCGCCACUCUAUACAGUGGUGCAUCAAGAAAUAUGCGUUGAAAACCCAUUCGCACAGAACUAUGUGGCAACUUUACGACUGUCACAGGAAUACAAAAACGAUGGAGGAUAUUCUGAAGGAGAGUUUGGCAAACUGCAACAGGGUGCCUUUUACAUAUCGGCCGGUGUUGUGUCAUUCAACGUGGGGGAGCCUACUAAAGUGAGCGUGCAGUUUGCUCCGUGCGCCCGUGGUCAGUACGAAGCACAGGUAACCUUCCACGAUGUUCAGCUGGGUGAGUUCUCUAUCGUGCUCAUUGGCACGUGUAUACCACCGAAACCAAUAGAAAAGUUUGUUACGCGAGCGGAGGUGGGUGAAGCGUGUAACAACACAGUCAUGCUGAAAUUGCACAAUCAACAGUUCGAGCGUAUGAUGAACACAGUGGAGGAUUGCAACCGGUUUCCAAGCUCGCGAGUUGUUAAGGGGCCAUCAAUGCCGGAGCUCACCAAUAUUCCCUACAGUGUCACAUUCGUGAACGAGUCUUUUGUUGGACCCAGUCCCUUCUUCAUAGGUCCCGAAAGUAUUUUCUUCACCCGCGGCGACCAAAUGCUGGAACUGCAGUUCAGCUUCUGCCCGAAAGUCGUUGGUGACUACAAUGGGUAUAUUAUUCUCGCAUCGAAGUAUGACGUACGGACUAUUCUUCUUCAUGGUAAGGGUAUUCCUGUAGGUGAGAAGAGUAUUUUGCGUUUCUCAUGCCCAGCGCGGCAAUCUAUUGUGCAACGCGUGCCCAUCGUCAACAACACGAAGGAAAGUUGGUUGAUUACAGCCACUAUCGAGGGUGACUGCUUCAGUGGACAGAAGGAGGUCCGCAUUCCACGCGGCAAAAGCCGUGAGUACCUUCUUCGAUACAACCCUGCAUGGGUUUCAUCGGACACGGGAACCCUCACACUCCAUAAUCGGGAGACGGGUGAGCGCCGAACCUUCAUGCUGUAUGGAGAAUCCGUGGAACCGCUCUGUGAGGAUGUAAUUACUGUGGAGUGUAGGGCACGCGAGAAACGAAUAGAGACGCUGACGAUUCCCGAUAUCAACAACAUGGAUGGGAACUAUACGGUGGAAACAGACUUGCCAUUCGCUACAGGAAAGCCGACAGUGCUUGUGCGGAGGGGCACAAAUGCAAAGUACGACUUGAUACUUCACCCUCUUAUGGGUGGAACAUUCAACGGAACGGUUGUGUGCCGGGCUCCAAAUGGUCACUUCGCGUGGUAUGGUAUCACCAUAAUUGUGAGCGCUCCUGAAAAGGAAGGUACGCUCAACAUUUGCACGGACACGCGUACGCCCGUAACAGCCUACGUGAGCAUCCAAAACCCCAUGGACAAAACCAUUGAUUUCACUGUAGGGCGUUACGGCGUAGGGCUCUUCGGAGAAAACUCCAUUUUGGUGGAGCCGAGUGAACCAUCUGUGUAUUCCCUGUUGUUCCUUCCCUCACGUACUGGCAAGUUCCCGGGGAGGCUGACGUUCUUCAACAAAGAGGUGGGGGAGUUUUGGUACGAAUUGGACAUUGUGGUUGAGGAUGCUGCGCCGGAGGAAGUGGCAUUCUCAAGCGAAAUCGGCGUGCCGCAGACGGUGCAGGUACGAAUCCCGAACAAUACCCCGAACGAGCUGCCGCUGUGCGUCACCAACACCAACCACGACAACUUCUCGGUUGUGCCUAGUAACCCGAGGGUUCCUCCAUACUCGGAGUUAACUAUCGAUAUUGUGUACAAACCGACAGCUAUAGGAAGGCCCCAGGAGGCCAUGAUCAAACUUCUCAACCUCGACUCAGCAGAGUGGUGUUAUCACUGCCGGGGUGUAGGCCACGCUCCUGCGGAGUUUGCGCCGGUGGAAUGCGUUUGCGAAGCUUUGGGAAGAGUUUCCGUUGUGCUCAAGUUCAAGAACCCGUUUAGCGUUCCGAUGAUGCCGGACGUCGAGGUCAAGUGCGAAGAGAUGAAUUACUAUUCCGCUGCCGCACAGUCGCUUCCCGGUACGCCAAUAGCACCAGCGACUGAAGCCUCUAUAGUGGUGAUGUACGAACCCAAGACUGUAGGACGGCACAAUGCCACUGUUUUGGUGAAGCCGAAGUUUUUGUCGGAAGAAGUGCAGGACAUGACGUGGGUUUUCCCAUUGAAGGGUUUGGCGGAGUGGCGCAGCCACGAUCAACCGCUGCGGUUCCGUUGUGUAGCGCGGAAGAAAGUGGAGGAAACAGUUGAGUUGGUCGCCCCAGGGAUGACGGCAGCCAACUUGAGCAAUGUGACCAUAACACUGGAUCUUGAACGAGGGCAGCAGUAUGCCAGCGCGGUUCGCAACAGUCUCUUCUUCAAAGUGCACCCUACUGUGGAGGUUGAAGGGAUGCUCAAGUUGGAUAUACGAUUUGUCCCUCUCCGCCCUUUUGUUGCAAUGGCGGAUCUCGUAGUUCGCGCCGAAAAGGAAUCGGUCUGGCGCUAUUCUAUUGUUCUGGAAGCCUCCCGCGCUGAUGUUGAUGAUACGCUGGUCGUCAAAUCCACCCUCCGCGCUGUUUCCACCAUCACAUUUGAUAUUUACAACAUCUACCCGCAUUCCUCUCCUUUUACAGCCUACUUUACCCCUGACAGCUCACGUGAUUUCUCAGUGGGGGUGCCGCAGGGUGUACUUCCUCCUUUUAUUAUUGGGCAGCGAAACGCAAAUGCGGCAACAACAAUGCAGGUUCUAUUUUCCCCCACAGCAAGGCUGCCGCAGCCUGAGGGAACGCUGAUUAUUGACACGGAAGAAAUGCAAUGGAUAUAUAAGGUUAUUGGAAAGGUGAGCGGUCGGCCUAUACACCCAUAA